Molecule: messenger RNA, 939 nt
Organism: Penicillium vulpinum
Lineage: Eukaryota; Fungi; Ascomycota; Eurotiomycetes; Eurotiales; Aspergillaceae
Product: GILT family protein
Exons: 2
Coding region: 1-939 (312 amino acids)
Molecular function (GO): oxidoreductase activity, acting on a sulfur group of donors, disulfide as acceptor
Source: RefSeq, a predicted model, not a curated record
AUGGAGGAACUACCGAUCCACUCCAAGGAGGGAUAUAGGGAUACUUUUGAGCCUGCAAACAAUCCUGAUCGUCGUGCGCAUCCUACAUCAACCACCUAUUUGUGCCGAAUCGGUGUCAUCGCAUUGCUGUUGAUCGGCUGCCUUUCUCUUCUAAGGCCGUCUUUCUCACACUGUAAUGGCAUAGCUCGACAGACGGAGAGCUAUAAAGCUGAGGUCCAGGAAGGGGAUGACACCUAUCUACAACUGGGACGCUUUGCUUCUGAUGCACAUAGAACACUUGAGCAAACUAAGAUCCCACUGGAGGCUCAUAUCAUGAGCAAAUGCCCAGAUGCCCAGGACUGCUUACAAAAACUGGUCCUACCAGCCAUGGAAAAAAUCAGUGACAAGGUGGACUUCAAGCUAUCUUUUAUUGCCAGCGUAUCUAAAGUUAAUGAAGAGAUAGCGUGCAAGCAUGGCCCGGGUGAAUGCAUCGGCGACAUGCUUAUGCUGUGUGCGGCCAACCUCCCUUUCCCUCCCGCUGCGGACGAAGCGUCUCUUCCAUCUCAGUACCCCCGGACCCCCAUUAUCCGGUCGCUAGGAUUUGCAAAUUGUCUGAUCAAUGACUUCGCCCGGAUUCCAGACCGCGAAUUUGUCCACCAGUGUGCAAUGGAACAUGGUAUUGACUUUGAUGCGUUGAACAAGUGUGCAAGCCAGCAGAGCGAUGACCCGAACGAUGGCAAUGACGGCAGACCACCGCUCAGUGGCAUAGCGCUGCUACGCGAAAGCGCUCUGCGUGGUGAACAACUCGGUGUCAAGAUUAGUUGCACAGUUCGUCUGGAUGAUGCUGUCUGGUGCAUCCGCGAUAGCAAUGAAUGGAAGGACUGUGCCCAGAAUGGAGAAGGCAGCCAACCCUCAGCCCUGGUCGAUCAAGUUGAAAAGCUCUGGGAGGAGAGAAACUGA